CCUCCUCUCCCUACGAAAAACACUUUCGGGAAGAAUAAAGUUUUUCUCCCCCUCUAACGGACUCGUACGCAGCCAGCCAGGCGUUACUCAGAGCCAGCCCUUUGGCCUAGCAGGAAGAACAGCUCGACUAUGUGGAGACAGAAGCGGGCACUUGGGGAAUCCUUGGCUUGUCUCGUGUUUCUUGUGACGCUCGUCGAUGCUUAUCGAUUCCUGAGCCAGACCACAGCCUCCCAGUUCCUGAGCCGGCACAAGAGAGCAAACUCACUGUUUGAGGAGAGCAAGAAGGGCAACCUGGAGAGGGAGUGCAUCGAGGAGCUGUGCAACAAGGAGGAGGCCAGGGAGAUCUUUGAGAACCAGCCCGAGACGGAGUACUUCUACCCCAAAUAUGUUGCAUGUCUGGGUUCACACCGUGUGGGCAUACCAAGUCAGAACUCAGGUUCUGCCAUCCCAUCAGACCUUCGCACCUGUGUGAAAGAAAUUAGUGACCAGUGCACGCCGUAUCCAUGCUAUAAGGAGGGCUCAGAGCGCUGCGUGGAUGGUCAGGCCUCCUUCACAUGUGUGUGUAAGCCUGGCUGGAAAGGGCCACGCUGUGAAGAUGACAUCGACGAGUGUUCAGAUCCUGAAUUUCCAGCCGGAUGUAACCAAAAGUGUAAAAAUUUCCCCGGCAGUUUCCACUGUAUGUGUGAAGAGGGCUACUUCAUCACUGACAAGAUCACCUGUGUGGAUAUCAAUGAAUGCCUCUUGUACCAGAGUAUCUGUGCACAGCCUGCUAAAUGCGUCAACACACCGGGCAUGUAUGAGUGCCAGUGUCCCUCAGGGUUCAAAUACAACUUCACUUCCAAGACCUGCAACGAUGUAGACGAGUGCGAGUUUAAUGUGUGCGAUGGGACAUGCUUCAACACCGUGGGCAGCUAUGCGUGCCACUGCGAUGGUCGCGUAGGUCUUCGUUUGGGAGAGGAUAAGCGAUACUGUGAAAAUAUCCCUGUGUGUGUGGAGUUGUACGACUACAAACACCCUGAGAUGCUCUACCUGGGGGAACAGUUCGCUGGCCUUCCUGUCAUCUAUCUGCGCUUCCGUCUACCAGAGAACACAAAGUUUGCAGCAGAGUUUGACUUUCGCACGUUCGACCCAGAGGGCGUUGUCUUGUACGCAGAGUCAUCCCAGGACUCGUGGUUCAUGCUUGGACUGAGAGGAGGUCGAAUUGAAGUCCAGUUCAAAAACCAGCACACAUUCAAAGUGACCAGCGGAGGGAAAUUCAUCAAUGAUGGACAGUGGCAUGUGAUCUCUGUGGAUGAACUGGAGAGCAGCAUCAGCGUGAAGAUCAGCAAGGAAGCCGUGAUGAGCAUCAACAGCCCUGAGAGUCUCUUUACUUCAGUGAAUGGCAAACUAGAAACCAAGGUGUACAUCGCUGGUCUGCCAAACCGCACAGAUAACCUCGUCAAACCUAUCAACCCCCGACUCGAUGGCUGCAUCCGGGGCUGGAACUUAAUGAACCAGGGGGCAUCUGGGGUAAAAGAGGUCAUCCAGGAGAGGAAGAGUAAACACUGCUUUGUGUAUGUGGAGCGAGGCUCUUUCUUUUCUGGGGCAGGACUGGCACAGUUCAACAAUGACUACAGGGAUUCUGGGAGCUGGAAUGUGGAUGUAAAGCUGAACAUACGCCCAUCCAGCAGCACAGGCGUCCUCUUCGCUCUGGUCCAAAACAACACAGUCCCCCUGUCGGUGGCUGUCGUAACGCAGGGAGAAGAAGAAGCUAACCUGCAAGUGUUCCUAGAUGGCGAACUGGUUGCCACGCUGGACUCACUCAUGCUGUGUUACCCUGAUCGGCUGACAGUGCAGCUGAAUGUGACUCCGACAGAAAUCCAGCUCUCGGCCAACUCGUCCACCGUCACCUACGUGAAGCCUGAGGGCCUGCAGAAGGCGCUGGAGCGUCUCAACGGCACCAUGCAGAACCCCAUCAGUACAUAUAUAGGAGGAGUACCAGACAAUGUCCCGUUACCUGCCACCCCCGUGUCAGCGUUUUACCACGGCUGCAUGGACAUCACUAUCAGCGGCAAGCAGCUGGACUUUGACGAGGCUCUCAGCAAACAUAACAGCAUUAAGUCCCAUUCCUGUCCUCCUGUUUCUGCUCCUGAGAGCAACCCUGAGGCUGCAAAUCCGCACAGAAAGUGACCCUAAUUAACAAGCCAUCAAAAAAAAAAAAUUAAAAAAAAAAGACGUCACAGGAGGCAGCAUCCCACAGCGGCCACUUCUUAGAUAAUUUUGGAAAGAGAGAUAUAGAGGUUGAGAGAAGACAAGAAGCAGGAUGGGGAUGAGAGGGAAGUGACAAGAAGAAGUGAUAGAGCUAGAUUGUUACAGUCGUUUUUGUCGACUCUCUGUGAUGGUUCAAUUUCUGUUCACAUCCUUUUAUCCAUACAGUAUUAUUGUUCCUGUCCUGGGAGCAGGUUUUUUUCUUUCAUUAGUGAAGCACAACGAAAG
Messenger RNA from Labrus mixtus (cuckoo wrasse), 2475 nucleotides. It is a transcript of the gene pros1, whose product is annotated as protein S. NCBI's taxonomy places the organism in Eukaryota, Metazoa, Chordata, Actinopteri, Labriformes, Labridae. Gene Ontology annotation, cellular component: extracellular region. The record is from RefSeq and is a predicted model, not a curated record. Gene Ontology annotation, molecular function: calcium ion binding. The coding region runs from base 130 to 2169 and encodes 679 amino acids. The transcript is spliced from 14 exons.